Molecule: messenger RNA, 2473 nt
Organism: Mastomys coucha (southern multimammate mouse)
Lineage: Eukaryota; Metazoa; Chordata; Mammalia; Rodentia; Muridae
Gene: Hdac8
Product: histone deacetylase 8
Exons: 10
Coding region: 428-1435 (335 amino acids)
Molecular function (GO): histone deacetylase activity
Source: RefSeq, a predicted model, not a curated record
AAACCCUGUUUUUUAGUGUUUAGCUGUAUUCUGCUACCAUACUCCCAUAAAACUACAUUUCCCAGCAUGCUUUGAAGCUGGUCUGACCUCAUUUCAAAUGGCCCCGUAGGGCAACAAGGCUGGUUACUUUUGACCGUGCUACUUGUGCCAGGAAAAAAUUGAUCCCAAUUGGCAGUUAUUUGGUUUUUAUAUGUUAGGCACUCUCUUGAAGUGUGGUCAUCAGUAGAAGGUAUCUGGUCUGGAAGGGCCCAUCCAUCCUGGCAGUUGGACGAGGGACCAGGAAAACUGUCUCCGGCGAGCUAAAUAGGAGGGAAUGUUGACAAGGGAGCACCGCUGGGGCUGAACAGAGGAGCAGGAACUGGAGCUCAGGCUGAGUCUGAAAACUGUUGGCUCCAGACUUUGGCUCGGGGACGGUUGGAAGUGAGAGAUGGAGAUGCCAGAGGAACCCGACAAUAGUGGGCAUUCACUACCCCCAGUUUAUAUUUACAGUCCCGAGUAUGUCAGCAUCUGCGACUCCCUUGUGAAGGUCCCCAAACGGGCCAGUAUGGUCCACUCUCUGAUUGAAGCCUAUGCCUUGCAUAAACAAAUGAGGAUCGUGAAGCCCAAAGUGGCCUCCAUGGAAGAGAUGGCCACCUUCCACACUGAUGCCUAUCUGCAGCAUCUGCAGAAAGUCAGCCAAGAAGGUGAUGAGGACCAUCCAGACUCCAUAGAAUAUGGACUAGGUUAUGACUGCCCAGCCACAGAAGGGAUAUUUGACUAUGCAGCAGCUAUAGGAGGAGGUACAAUCACAGCUGCCCAGUGCCUGAUUGACGGGACGUGUAAAGUAGCCAUUAACUGGUCUGGAGGGUGGCAUCAUGCAAAGAAAGAUGAAGCAUCUGGUUUCUGUUAUCUCAAUGAUGCUGUCCUGGGAAUAUUACGAUUGCGACGGAAAUUUGACCGUAUUCUCUAUGUGGAUUUGGAUCUACACCAUGGAGAUGGUGUAGAAGAUGCCUUCAGUUUUACAUCUAAGGUUAUGACUGUGUCCCUGCACAAGUUCUCCCCAGGAUUUUUCCCAGGAACAGGUGACAUGUCUGAUGUUGGCCUGGGGAAAGGGCGAUACUACAGUGUCAACGUGCCCAUUCAGGAUGGCAUUCAGGAUGAGAAGUACUAUCACAUCUGUGAAAGUGUACUAAAGGAGGUAUACCAGGCCUUCAAUCCAAAGGCAGUGGUUUUACAGCUGGGAGCAGAUACCAUCGCCGGAGAUCCAAUGUGCUCCUUUAACAUGACACCAGUGGGGAUCGGCAAGUGUCUGAAGUAUGUCCUUCAGUGGAAGUUGGCAACUCUAAUUUUAGGAGGAGGAGGCUAUAACCUUGCCAACACUGCUCGUUGCUGGACAUACUUGACCGGGGUCAUCCUAGGGAAAACACUAUCCUCUGAGAUCCCAGAUCAUGAGUAAUUAGAAGACAGUUGCAACGGUGACUAUGGAGAUGUGCUUCAACUGUGAAGGGAAUUCAAAGGAGGGCCCAAAUGCCCUGCCCUCCGGGAGCUAAAGGGGGACUUGAGAAAUACAGUCAGCACAGUCACAAGGUCAAGCUAUUGCAACAGUCAGCUAUGGCCGCCUGACUUCCUACUAUCUCUGUUCUCAUUCUUAGACUUUGUUCUUCCAUCUCCUAGGAUAAUAAUCAUCUUCCUCCAAGUGUUCUUACCGCAGUCCUGUGCUGUCCUCCUAGGUCUAGCUACAAACGGUUUUUCAAAACCGUUUAGCCUAAAUGUUGAGCUCUUCCUUUACUCCCUUAUUCAUUUAGCAACUAUUCAGAUCUGGAUUUAGUUACAUAAACAAGGUAUGCCCAGUGUCCUCACAAAUACUGCUCUCUAAUUAAGGCAACAAAGCAUUGUGUUCUAAUCCAGGACAGGCAGGGAACAAAGUUGGGAACUCAACAGAACACUGAGCUAAGCUCUGAGUAGUGAGUGGUGCAUAAUUGUAUUCCUAACACUCAGCAGACUGAGGCAGGAGGAUCACAAGUUCAAGGACAGCUUGCGCUACCUCCAUGGCAAGUUCCAAACCAAACUAAUAAGAUCUUGAAACUUUGAAGUGGAUAUUCAAAGAUUCAUUGAGAGUUUGCCAAGUGAUGAACAGAAAGGUCUCUACAGUACACAAAAAGGGACUAUGUGUUUAAUACAGAAUGUAUAAGAUAAUAGGAACCUUUGGAGCUUUAGUGGGAAUUGUGAUCAGAUAUGAAAAAUCUUAAAUGCUGCAUUCAUGAGCCUAAUAUAUAUAUGAAUGAUCUUGGUUUUUAGAAAGCUAAUUUGAAGCUGGAGAAAUGCUUCAGUGGUUUUAAAAGCACAGGCUACUGUUAGAGGGGUUGUAGGUCUGGUCCCCAGCGCCCACAUGGUAGCUCACAACUGCCUAUAACUCCAGUUCCAGAGAAGAUGACACCCUCUUCUAACCUCUGCAGGUACCAGUCAUGCAUGUGGUGGACAUACAGUACAUAUA